Molecule: messenger RNA, 1926 nt
Organism: Botrytis fragariae
Lineage: Eukaryota; Fungi; Ascomycota; Leotiomycetes; Helotiales; Sclerotiniaceae
Product: putative upf1 regulator of nonsense protein
Exons: 8
Coding region: 1-1926 (641 amino acids)
Molecular function (GO): helicase activity
Source: RefSeq, a predicted model, not a curated record
AUGCUAAGUAGAUUACUGCUUCAGAAAAUAAACACCACAUGGCGCACACAUAUCGUUUCGAUUUCACCAUGCUUACCUAGUAUUCACAAAAUUUCAGUUUUGCGAAAAGAUCUUUUACUCCGCAACAAACACGAUAUUAUCUUGAACUGGCCCGCCUUUGCAAGUAAAAACUUCUCGCCUGUCGUCUUUCGAGUCCACAAGCCGACGAGAGGAGCUCUUAAAAAAGGACUUUCUUGGAGAAUCAAAACUCCUGCCAGCGCUGGACCUAAUGUUGGACCUGCAAAGAAUUCUAACGUAUCCAAAGGUACUAAAGGGUCUUCCUUUUUGAGCAGAGUUUUGGAAGAGCUGAUUCUCUUCAAAGAAGAUUCAACUAGACCAGUAAGUGGCAAGGACAAAUCUUCUGGUCCCUGUAUUCGUCAACAGAACAGGCCCAAAAAGGCAAUGGUAGCUAUUCGUCCGAUUAAAUCUACUGAUAGUAUGGAAGAGAGUACAACUCCAAUACUUUUUGACAAACUUUCCACCAACUUUGAUUUGUCAUCCCAGGUUCCAAAGCUCAUUAUUCACAUGGAUGAAUAUGUCGCCGACGAUUCAAGGAUUAGUACACGAAUCCAACAAAAUUUCUUCCCCAUGAACCUUGAAUUGCUGAGGCUUCCGGUGAAGAGAACGAGAAUGGGAUUCGAAGAGUGGGAAAUUGUUCUCGGCGCGACUGUUAUUCAUGAUAUCGCAGCCUUAGUCAAGCUUAAUGAACAAUACUACAAUUGGGAUCGAACAUAUGAAGCAAUUGUAAGGUGCGUAAAGAAUGAUUAUGUUCAACUUGAGUUUGAUGUCCAAAGUCGCGAGGGAUUGUCCUUUCCUUCAAUCAGUGCGGGAGCUCGAUUUCUCGUCAGAUAUGGGAGAUGCAUGACAGCCGAAGACUCUAAUGCCGAGUUAGAGAAUGAGGAAGACAAGAUUGAAAAUGGUAAAACUCCAGAGGAAGUAGAGAUUGAAGCCUCAUCAGGUGCUACUAACAUCACUUAUAGCCAAGAAAGUUCUGAAACCAACGUGAUAGACGAGGGCAACGGCGAGCAAGCCAUCUAUGGUUCCAGCGAAGAUGAAGCUGCCAUCCAAGACGUCUUCAUUGACGGAAGCAAAGUCGAUGUUCAACUAAAGGUCUUGAGCAACCGCCUUGCUACAACACGACAACUUAAAGCCAUUGGUAUGAUUGUCGAAAAUAAAGCUAGGGACGAUACUUACGGACGAAUUCUUCAGAGAAUUAUCCUCGGUGAAGUCAUCGAAGAUGCUUUACCAGCUACAAUUAGUCAAGGCCAACCCGGAACUGGUAAAAGCUUCACUGCCGCUGUUACAUGUGUUGGAAUAGCACAACUUGGCUACAAAGUGCUACAUGCCACACUCACCAAGGCAGAUGCAGAAACCGUAUUAUUAUCAAUCUUCAACGCAACUCAGAAACUAUUUGAAACUGUCGAUAACCAAACAAUUCGACGUAAAGCCAACAAUUCGGAAUUAAGCAACACUCUCCGCACCAAAGCACGCAACUGGCUCGCAACACUCCAACGAGUUCGAGAAGGAAACCCCGUAGCAGCAGAACGAUUCGUUAAAGAAGAAAUCAACGAAAUAGAGGAAGUUGUUAGGGAUACCCAUACCAAAAUCAUCAUCUCAACUUGCAACAAUUCUGCAGCGCUUCGCGAUAUGGGGUUUCAACCACAGGUGGUGGUGAUUGAUGGUGCAUCUUCGGCGAGAGAACCGGAUGGUAUUAUUCCACUUAUAUUUGAGCAAGCUCAUGUUGUUCUGUAUGGAAAUGCGGAGAAGAAGAGGGUGCUGCCGUGGGUUAGAUCUUUAGGAGGUAAUGAGUUUGGUGCGCAGUUGUCGAGGAGUCUUUUUGAGAGACUGGUUGGGCUGGGGAAUAUUGAGGUGGUGAGGCUGGAGUAA